GCAUUAAACAACGCAAGUAAAUCCCAGAGGAAUAAAAAAAAAUGACUAAAUACGUGAUCGCAUACUUUGCAUUGGCAGUUCUUGGAUUCGUGGCUGCUGAUGUCUCGCACUUGCCAAUCGUUCAACAACAAAACGCUGCUGCAGCUGCUCCUCAAGCCGGUAAUGCACCUGUUACGGAAGCCUGUUUAGGAUGCAUUUGUGAAGCCAUGUCGGAAUGCAAACUCGGAACACAAUGCGAAGGAGGCGUUUGUGGACUUUUCCGUCUCACAUGGAGCUAUUGGGCUGAUGCGGGCAAACCAACACUCGCUGGCGAACUUCCAACAUCAGAAACAGCUUAUGCCAAUUGUGCCAAUGACCCCUUGUGUGCUGCGACUGCCGUUCAAGGAUACAUGUCUAAAUACGGCAACAAAGAUUGCAAUGGCGAUGGAAAAAUUGAUUGUCGCGAUUACAUGAACACGCAUUAUUUGGGCGGAUACAACUGCGUAGGUCAAUUGCCUCCAAUCCAAGGCGGCAGAUUCGAACAAUGCUUGAAACAAUUGGGUAUUUAAGGUGUUUCUUCUUGGAAAGUGACAUGAUCAGAUGAGGCAUUUUAGUCAAUAAGAAGAAAAAAAAAGAGAUAAAUUAUUUUGUUAAUUAAGAGUUUUAACUAAGUUUAAGAUGUGAUUCAAGAAAUUUGCAAAUAAAAAUAAAA
Culicoides brevitarsis is the source of this 691-nucleotide messenger RNA. RefSeq names its product invertebrate-type lysozyme 3-like. The transcript has 3 exons. Bases 42 to 548 code for a protein of 168 amino acids. Gene Ontology annotation, molecular function: lysozyme activity. The record is from RefSeq and is a predicted model, not a curated record. NCBI's taxonomy places the organism in Eukaryota, Metazoa, Arthropoda, Insecta, Diptera, Ceratopogonidae.